UUGCUUGAUUUGAUAUUUGUGUUUUUUGUUGCUAUUAUUUCAGUCAGUAGUAAGCCUUAGACGAAAUUAGUUUUUACUUCGCUUUUAAAAAUCCACGUUAACAUUUUUAACUGAAAAAAAAAACAUGAAUAUAAGACAAAUUAGUCCUGAACUAAAGUUAAAAGCUCAAAAUGAAUUAAACGAAGUGGAAAAUCGUAUUCCAGAAGAUAUUUCCCGAAUUCGUGAUUGGAUUGAAAAACAACCUCAUCUCAAUGCCAGAACUGACGAUCAAUUUUUGUUGUCAUUUCUUCGAGGUUGUAAGUUCAGUUUGGAAAAGACCAAAUCGAAAAUAGACCUUUAUUACACCAUUAAGACUCUCUCACCACAGCUCUUUCUAAACAAGCAAAUUGACUCUAAGGCUAUGAGAUUGGUCAAGCUUGGACCAUUUCUUCCACUUCUCGAACCUUUGGGGACUGAUGGAUCUCGUUUACACAUCAUUCGUUAUUCCCACAUCGAUUUUGAUGAAUUUAGCGUUGAAGAGAUAUUUAAGAUACAUCUUCAAGUGCUCGAUAUUCAAUUGUUCGAAGAUGAUAAUAUUUGUAUUGGAGGUUAUACAAUUGUAGUUGACAUGUCAUCAUUGUCAUUGAGUACAAUUCUCAAAUUUGAUUUUGUAAUAAUUAAUAAAAUGGCAAUAUUUUGCGAAAAAGCAGCUCCAUUGCGUAUAAAAGGUGUGCAUUUGGUCAAUAUGUGUAAAGAAGCUGCGUAUAUUGUCAAUGCUGUUAAGAAUUUCAUGCCAAAAAGUAUUAAAAAUCGGUUUAUGAUUCAUUCGUCCAUGGAGAGUGUUUAUGAGCACAUUCCCAAAAAAUAUCUACCUACAGACUAUGGAGGCGAAAACGGGAGUUUGGAAAAUACGAUAUUACACUGGGAAAAAGUAUUUCUUCGUUAUAAGGAUUUUUUCGAAGAAGAUGUGAAAUAUGGAGUGAAUGAAAAAUUGAGGAUUGGGGAAAAACGAAGCAAUGAAUCCAUUUUUGGAUUAGAAGGAUCAUUUAGAAAACUUGAGGUGGAUUAGUUGAAAAUGAGACGUUGAAAUAAAGUUUUACCUAUU
Molecule: messenger RNA, 1084 nt
Organism: Eupeodes corollae
Lineage: Eukaryota; Metazoa; Arthropoda; Insecta; Diptera; Syrphidae
Product: alpha-tocopherol transfer protein-like
Exons: 3
Coding region: 125-1048 (307 amino acids)
Cellular component (GO): membrane
Molecular function (GO): phosphatidylinositol bisphosphate binding
Source: RefSeq, a predicted model, not a curated record